AUGCCGCCGCCGCACCUCCACCCGCGGUCGCGCAUGACCUCGUCGCUCUUUGCGACCACCGUCUUUGCCAGCUUCUUUGUCGUGGUCCUGCCGCACGUCCUGCCGUGCCCGGCGCCACGCGUCGCGUUGGCCGACGGGCAGAUGGCCGAGGUGGCGGCCGACGGUACCGUGGCCCCGCAGCAGCGCAGACGGCGGCGGAGACGGUUGCAAGACGAGGUGAUGGAGACCGCGGCAUCCGCGCCCGUGCAGGUCGAGCGCGACGCUGAUGGCAUGGCGCGGUUUGCCAUGGAGACGGGCCAGCGGGUGACGAGCGACAGCGAAGCCUCCGCAUCCUCCUCCCUCUCGCCGAGUCCACGGCGGACCACCCGCGCGUGUCCGGUUCCGAAACCAGGCGGGAUUGUUGGCGAGCUGCUGGGUUUUGCGCGAGGCGAUGCCAGUCAACAACAACAACAACAACAACAGCAGCAGCAGCAGCAGCAGCAGCAGCACUUGUUGCAGUCACAACACCAGACACAACGGCAAUCACUACCACACCCGCCAUCGUUGGAAAAAUAG
Sporothrix brasiliensis 5110 is the source of this 555-nucleotide messenger RNA. RefSeq lists its product as uncharacterized. The transcript has a single exon. The record is from RefSeq and is a predicted model, not a curated record. Gene Ontology annotation, cellular component: mitochondrial matrix. The coding region runs from base 1 to 555 and encodes 184 amino acids. NCBI's taxonomy places the organism in Eukaryota, Fungi, Ascomycota, Sordariomycetes, Ophiostomatales, Ophiostomataceae. Gene Ontology annotation, biological process: mitochondrial respiratory chain complex IV assembly.